AUGAUCUCCAAAUGGAAGACCGCCUACCGAAACUUUCUCGCCGCCCUUGUUUCGUGUAGCGGCCAGUGGUGCUUGUCGAAAUGGCGCAACCCAAUCCCCCUCGUUCCGUCCACCGCCUCUCUCUCGCUGACGACUCCCUUGGUCCCCACCAGGACGACAACACCCCACCCCCCCUCCCCCCACAGCACAUACACAAGCACCUGUCGCCUCGUCCCAGCCCAAUCUGAAGCUCCUCUCUCCCCUGCCCACGACUCCAAUCCAACAUCUCCUUGAGGCACCACGUCCACGCGAAAUCCCCCGCCCGCCCGACCAGAUAAUUCCCCAGCCCCCCUCUGGUUGGGACCAAAUUGUGUCUGGACGGUAUCCACGCUGCUCGUCCAGCAGUAUCGUCAUCAUCAUGCGCGUGUUGACUCCGCCGGACCCCGUUCGCUUGUCCAUGCCAGUCUUCUUGAUAUUUAGUCGGUAACGUAUCGUUGGAUGUUCGCCUCAGGCAUUAGAUCACGAAAUUUGCAGGGGCAAGGUAACAGCACGGCAGUUGGGUUUCCUGUUAGCUGACGCCAUGUAUCCAACUCACAACCCAGGGCCUCCCGCACGACAGGUGCGUUGUCAACAUUGGUUUCCGAGAAACUAUUGUCGCACAAGGCCCCACGGCGAGGUUUACAAGCUGGGGGAAGGGGUGCGUGAGGAGGGUUGGGGGGAUGACGGGGUGCCUCGUUGCUACUGUUUCUCUUCCGUUAGCGUCUCCGGAAGCACUCCUCAUCCCACUUCAUACCCUGUACCAUACGUUAUUCGGUACUGCACCGAAUCCCGGACGGAAGCCCUGUGGUAUUGUUGAAGUGUUUUUCGAAAGGCGAUUUCUGGAGGCACACGCCCGAAUAGCCGAUAUCUGUUCAGUUUUAGGUGGGUCUAGGGUGGUGGUGUGAGGUGUCGGAAGGGAAGGAUUGAAGCCCUUGCAGACGAUACUGAAUUCUCAACCUCUUUGGGUUUAUGACCCAGCCCGAAAGAUAACCCAGGAGUCAAAGCAAACCGCACACACCAGUAUCGGAGCAUUGAGCACGAAAAACAAGUCCGGCUCUGCCCUGCUGUACCUCCGUCAACCUAUUUCACUGCUGUAGAACCACUGCCAAAACGGCGUUGCUAGGGGGUAACUAUUAACGACAAAUAAUUACGAAACAUUUCACGGAAGCGUGUUUGCUUGAACAAAUAUGGAGGCGUUUUUCCCCGAAAACGUGAAAAGGAGGAGCCGGGAUUUUUCGGGGCUUGCCAUUANUACUGAAUUCUCAACCUCUUUGGGUUUAUGACCCAGCCCGAAAGAUAACCCAGGAGUCAAAGCAAACCGCACACACCAGUAUCGGAGCAUUGAGCACGAAAAACAAGUCCGGCUCUGCCCUGCUGUACCUCCGUCAACCUAUUUCACUGCUGUAGAACCACUGCCAAAACGGCGUUGCUAGGGGGUAACUAUUAACGACAAAUAAUUACGAAACAUUUCACGGAAGCGUGUUUGCUUGAACAAAUAUGGAGGCGUUUUUCCCCGAAAACGUGAAAAGGAGGAGCCGGGAUUUUUCGGGGCUUGCCAUUAUCACGGAUCCGUGUUUUUGACAGAAGCAUCAGACAAGCGCACCGCGGGCGCUGUAACAUGACCGAGAACGCUAGAAAGACCUGCCAGACUCACGUCCAGGUCUGUUGUGGAGAUGGACAAGCGGCAGAAGCGGUGUUCAGUACGUUCUUGGUCCAAAACUAGACAUUGCGUUAUGCUCUCGUCUUCAACUGCUGCUGUUGGUGCUGGGAUUUUUUUAAAAUCACACAAAUAACAAACACGGAAACAGUAGAACGAGCACAGCAGCAGCACCAAGACCUCCAACGCGCUGAUUCCUUCGGUUCGGCUGUCCAUAUGAUACCACCUUCCGGCACCGUGCUGCUUCGUGGGUAUUGAGUGCUUGGAUGCUGCUCAAUAAGGUGUAUGAGAGAUGUGUGCCACCUCACCAAAAUGUCGUUGGAAAAAAUGCGGCGAGAUGUCCUGUUUUUGUCGGCCACGUCAACAUCAAUCCACGGCACCACGCAGCAGAAGAGCAACAGGGCCUCUGACAACGCUAAUUCUUUCGGAUUGGCCAUCUAUAUGAUGCUGGCCGUCAGCGCGGCUGCCGCCCUAUGAUUGUUGAGCUCGUCUACCUUCGGGCAGGUGGUGGUCAGAGAUUGGAGUCGCAACCGUGAAAAAUGAGCUGGCAAACUGAAGAAAUCGCAAGCAACACCCAGGUUGCGACACUCUGCCCUGCGCCUUUUGUUGCUGAAAACUGAAAACAG
Ectocarpus sp. CCAP 1310/34 is the source of this 2301-nucleotide messenger RNA. The record is from the annotation of a GenBank genome assembly. Lineage: Eukaryota; Phaeophyceae; Ectocarpales; Ectocarpaceae.